Messenger RNA from Panicum virgatum (switchgrass), 405 nucleotides. RefSeq lists its product as uncharacterized. The transcript is spliced from 2 exons. NCBI's taxonomy places the organism in Eukaryota, Viridiplantae, Streptophyta, Magnoliopsida, Poales, Poaceae. Bases 1 to 405 code for a protein of 134 amino acids. The record is from RefSeq and is a predicted model, not a curated record.
AUGGAAACAAUAUUUGGAAAUAGCAUGGCCACAGGAAACUUUGCAAAGGACUCAAGUGCACCUCUAGGAAGAGACGAUAAUGAUGCUGACAGCCAAGAGGCGGAGGAUACUGGAUAUGAUGCAAGUGAAGGUACUACUCAAGGGGCAACAUCUAGUGCUAGCAGACCCAGCAAGAGGGCAAAGUUAGCUGAAAUCGAAGAGGAGGGGCUGAUUGGUGCUGUCAAAAGUGUAGGUAAAUACCUUGCAAAUGCUAUACAAAUGGUUGCUCAUCCGGAUGACCUGCCACCAGACCUAUUUCCAAUGUUGCAGAGCAUGCCUGGUUUCAAUUCAGCCCACAUAUCUUAUUACUUCCAUUAUUUGGUUGCGAACCCUAGCAUUGGUAGAGCUUUCUACGCCCUGCCAUGA